This is a messenger RNA of Fusarium musae, 1803 nucleotides long. RefSeq lists its product as uncharacterized. Gene Ontology annotation, molecular function: FAD binding; protein-disulfide reductase activity; thiol oxidase activity. The transcript has 3 exons. Gene Ontology annotation, cellular component: endoplasmic reticulum; endoplasmic reticulum membrane. Gene Ontology annotation, biological process: protein folding in endoplasmic reticulum. The record is from RefSeq and is a predicted model, not a curated record. NCBI's taxonomy places the organism in Eukaryota, Fungi, Ascomycota, Sordariomycetes, Hypocreales, Nectriaceae. Bases 1 to 1803 code for a protein of 600 amino acids.
AUGAAGUCUGCGAGCAGACUAUUCUAUCUUUCUGUGUUUGCCCUCUGGGCUGCACCCGGUUCUUGCGAGAGCUCUAGUGAUGAAUGCCAUAUCUCACCCAAGUCAAUCGUUGGCGAUGCCUGCGCUUCGUAUGCGACUCUCGAUAAACUCAACACCCUGACCAAACCCGCCGUCGACGACCUCACCCACAACACCGACUUCUUCUCGCACUACCGAGUGAACCUGUUUCACAAGAAAUGCCCCUUCUGGAACGACGAGAAUGGCAUGUGCGGAAACAUUGGAUGCGCGGUUGAGACGCUGGACAACGAGGAGGAUAUCCCGGAGAUCUGGCGUGCGCACGCUCUCGGUAAACUCGAGGGUCCUCGUGCUAAGCAUCCGGGGAAGAAGGCGCAGCGCCAGCAUCCUCAGCGACCUCUUGGAGGUAGCCUUGGAGAGAAUGUCGGCGAGAGCUGCGUCUUUGAGUACGAUGAUGAGUGCGACGAGCGAGAUUACUGUGUUCCUGAGGACGAGAGCGCGAGCUCAAAGGGUGAUUACGUGAGCUUGGUUCGAAACCCGGAGCGAUUCACUGGAUAUGCGGGCGAUGGGGCCAAGCAGGUCUGGGACGCCGUUUACCGAGAGAAUUGUUUCCAGAAGAGUUCGUUCCCCAAGUCUGCCGAUCUCGGCCAGUCUGGAUGGAACCGCGGUCCCGCUGCCCAAGAUUUCAAGCAGAUCCUUGAUGCGGCGGGUCGUCAGGCCCAGCUUCAGGAGCGUCGCCAGGAGAACCCCAAUACUCCGUUUGUCGCAAACACUGGCUUUGAGGUUGACGAUGAGUGUCUUGAGAAGCGAGUGUUCUACCGUGUCAUGUCCGGUAUGCACGCCAGCAUCAGCACUCAUCUCUGCUGGAACUUCUUGAACCAGACUACUGGCGAGUGGAGCCCUAACCUGUCCUGCUACGAACAUCGUCUGCAUAAAUUCCCUGACCGUAUUGGAAAUGUUUACUUCAACUAUGCGCUCAUGACCCGUGCUAUCGCCAAGGUUGGACCUUAUCUCCAGAAGAAGGAUUACAAGUUCUGUAUGGGAGAUGCUUCUGAGGACGCGGCCACUCGCGCCAAGGUCCUUGAGGUCACCGAAAAGGCUGCCAGUGUCCCUCAAAUAUUCGACGAGAGCCUGAUGUUUGUCAAUGGUGAAGGACCAUCUCUGAAGGAGGACUUCCGCAACCGUUUCCGCAACGUCAGUCGUCUCAUGGACUGCGUUGGCUGCGACAAGUGUCGUCUUUGGGGCAAGCUCCAAACUGCUGGCUACGGCACUGCCCUCAAGAUCCUUUUUGAGCUGGAUAACAACAGCGAAGACGUUCCAUACCUCUCGCGCACUGAGCUGGUCGCUCUCUUCAACACCUACGCUCGCAUCAGCAGCUCUCUCUACAACAUUGGCCAGUUCCAGCAGAUGAUGGAGGAGAAGGUCUUUGCGGAGAAGGAGCAGGAGGGUCUUGAGGAUCUCAACAAGAACGACAAGCUUAACAAGAAGUUCGAGAAGGAGGCUGAGGAGAACCCCCAGAUGGACGACGCUGUGCGGGAGUUUAUUGAGCUGCGACAGAGGGGUCCCAAGGACGACAGCACGAUGGCUCACGUUGCGUUCGAGUUUGCUCAAUUCAAGGCUGCUAUCAAGAUCAUUAUUAAAGGAUGGAUGCGCACGCCCAAGGCACUGUGGCGUGUUUUCACAUCGGAAGUCUCGCGUCUUUACAGAGUUUGGGUCGGUCUUCCUGUCGGUCCAAGAUGGUGGUCGAUGCGACUGCCUAACCUUAACGUGCCUCGGGAUGAGCUAUGA